CAUGCGGAGAGACACUACAGGAGUCGACAGGUAACUUUUCGUCGCCCGGUUACCCCAACGGUUACCCCUCGUAUACACACUGUGUCUGGAGGGUCUCGGUCACCCCGGGAGAGAAGAUUGUUCUAAACUUCACCACUAUGGACCUGUAUAAGAGCUCUCUGUGUUGGUAUGACUACAUAGAAGUUAGAGAUGGAUUCUGGAGGAAGGCCCCACUGCUGGGGAGGUUCUGUGGGGAUCAGGGCCCUGAGGGUAUGGUCUCGUCAGAGAGCCGGAUGUGGAUUGAGUUCCGAAGCAGCAGCAACUGGGUGGGCAAGGGAUUCACUGCUGUUUACGAAGCUAUCUGUGGGGGAGAGAUCCUGAGAGACCAGGGGCAGAUCCAGUCUCCUAACUAUCCAGAUGACUACCGUCCGUCUAAAGAGUGUGUUUGGAGGAUCACCGUCGCCCAGGGAUACAACGUAGGACUCAGCUUCCAGGCCUUUGAGAUUGAGAGACAUGACAGCUGUUCCUAUGACUACCUGGAGGUGCGCGACGGCCCGGCUGAAUCCAGCCCUCUGAUUGGUCGGUUCUGUGGAAAUGACAAACCAGAGGAUGUCCGCUCCACCUCACACACUCUCUGGAUGAAGUUCGUCUCCGACGGAACCGUCAACAAGGCUGGCUUCGCUACCAACUUCUUCAAAGAGGAGGAUGAGUGCUCCAAGCCAGAUAACGGGGGUUGUGAACAGAGGUGUGUAAAUACUUUGGGCAGCUUCAAGUGUGCCUGCGACCCCGGGUACGAGCUGGCCCUGGACAAAAAGAGCUGCGAAGCUGCAUGUGGAGGUCUUCUGUCUAAGCUGAACGGUACCAUCUCCAGUCCCGGCUGGCCCAAGGAGUACCCCCCUAAUAAAAACUGUGUGUGGCAGGUAGUUGCUCCAACCCAGUACAGAAUAUCAAUGCAGUUCGAACCCUUCGAGCUGGAGGGCAACGAGGUGUGUAAGUAUGACUUUGUGGAGGUGCGCAGCGGCUUGUCGUCAGACAGUAAGCUGCAUGGAAAAUACUGCGGAACGGAGGUUCCUGAAGUCAUCACGUCACAGUACAACAACAUGAGAAUAGAGUUCAAGUCCGACAACACCGUGGCCAAGAAGGGAUUCAAGGCGCACUUCUUCUCCGAUAAGGAUGAAUGCAGUAAGGAUAAUGGUGGCUGCCAACAUGACUGUAUUAACACGGUGGGAUCCUAUGUGUGCCAGUGUCGACAUGGAUUCAUACUACAUGAGAACAAACACGACUGUAAAGAAGCUGAGUGUAAGCAUGAGGUCCACAGCCCCAGCGGGACGCUGAACAGCCCCAACUGGCCUGAUAAAUAUCCCAGUAGGAAGGAAUGUACCUGGGACAUCACCACUACACCUGGACACAGAGUGAGACUGUCGUUUAAUGAAUUUGAGAUCGAGCAGCAUCAGGAGUGUGCCUACGAUCACCUGGAGGCCUUUGAUGGGGACGGCGACUCGGCGGCCAUCUUGGGUCGGCUGUGUGGCAGUAAGAUUCCGGAACCGCUGGUCUCCACGGGCAACAAGAUGUACCUGCGUUUCAUCUCUGACGCCUCGGUUCAGAGGAAAGGAUUCCAGGCCACACACUCCACUGAGUGUGGAGGGAGGUUGAAGGCAGAGACUCGUCAGAAGAACCUCUACUCACACUCCCAGUUUGGAGAUAACAACUACCCUGGCCAUACAGACUGUGACUGGUUGGUGACGUCAGAGGAGGGUUAUGGUAUAGAGUUGACCUUUACGACCUUCGAGGUGGAGGAGGAGGCGGACUGUGGCUAUGACUACGUAGAGCUGUAUGAUGGUUAUGACUCUAAGUCGCACAGACUGGGACGGUUCUGUGGUUCUGGGCCCAGAGAGGAGAUCUACUCUGCGGGCGACGCGGUGUUGAUCCGUUUCCACAGCGACGACACCAUCAGUAAGAAGGGCUUCCACAUCCGUUACACCAGUACCCAGUUCCAGCAGAACCUUCACGCCAGGAAGUGAUGUCACAACACCGCGACACACACACACACACUGUUUUGAGGAGAGGAGUGAGUGUGUGUGAGAACCAGAGGAGAGACUGAUCAGUUCGUUUCUUAACAGUGGAGCUUCUAGAACUCUGAGGAAUACAUGUGAAGAGACUGGAUUCACAGCUUCACACUGCAACAGGAUUCAUUAACAACGAGAACUGGAUUAAAUACCAAAACUGGAUUAAAUACCGAAACUGAAUUAAAUACUGAAACUGGAUUAAAUCCUGAAACUGGAUUAAACACUGAAACUGGAUUAAAUACUGAAACUGGAUUAAACACUGAAACUGGAUUAAAUACUGAAACUGGAUUAAAUACGGAAACUGGUUUAAAUACUGAAACAGGCUUAAAUACGGAAACUGGAUUAAAUCCUGAAACUGGAUUAAACGCUGCAACUGGAUUAAAUACUGAAACUGGAUUAAAUACUGAAACUGGAUUAAAUACUGAAACUGGAUUAAAUACGUAAACAGGCUUAAAUACUGAAACUGGAUUAAAUACUGAAACUGGAUUAAAUACAGAAACUGGAUUAAAUCCUGAAACUGGAUUAAAUCCUGAAACUGGAUUAAACACUGCAACUGGAUUAAAUACUGAAACUGGAUUAAAUACUGAAACUGGAGUAUGAACAGGAACUGGGCUUAAUACUGGAAUUGGAGUGAGUAACUAACUGGCUGUUUGGCUGGCUGACUGACUCGCUGACCAUUUGACUGACUGAUUGGCUGGCUGACUGACUCGCUGACCAUUUGACUGACUGAUUGGCUGGCUGACUGAUUCGCUGAUGGACUGACUGGCUGACUGACUGGCUGACUGUUUUACUGGUUUACUGACUGACUGUCUGAUUGGCUGACUGACUGACUGACUGUCUGAUUGGCUGACUGACUGACUGAUUGGCUGACUAGCUUACUGACUGGCUGACUGACAGUGGUGAGAGAAACAUGAGGUAACGCUGAGGCAACAUUAUACAAAACUGAGAGACAACGUUCAGACAACGUUCAGACAACGUUCAGACAACGGCCAGACAACUUACGGUGCUGACAACGUUCAGACAACGUUCAGACAAACCUUAUGCAAACCGAGAGACGACGUUCAGACGACGGCCAGACAACUUACGGUGCUGACAACGUUCUGACAAUGUUAGAGGUUUGACAAAGUCCUGACAAUGCCCUGAUAAUGUGCUGUUUAGAAAACGUUCUUGUUCUGACAACGUUCAGACAAACUUUAUACAAACUGA
This is a messenger RNA of Salmo salar (Atlantic salmon), 3251 nucleotides long. The record is from RefSeq and is a predicted model, not a curated record. Lineage: Eukaryota; Metazoa; Chordata; Actinopteri; Salmoniformes; Salmonidae.